GAACAGCUGAGUUUGAUUACAGUAUUUUCUCAAGUCAAUAGCGUUUCACGACUGCAGGAGUGAUACGGAAUGCUGUUGUCCAAUUUUGUUAGGCGUUUUGUAUCGCCUAGGUUUCACGCCUUCGGUGUACAAGGCGUGAAUGUCGUCAAAAGCGGUGUUCUCGCUAAAACUAGAGUGUUUGGUGCUGCUACCGGUUUCCACAGUUCCUGCAGAUUAACCGUGAAGAAAUUCACAGACCGUGAGAAUGAUUUUGCACAUGAAGUUUUGCAGCAACAUGCAACCGGUAAUGUUUUCAAGACAAUGCAACCUUCAGUCGUAGAUAUUGGUUCGCAGACAGACUUCGAAAGAACAUCUGAUUGGCAUCGGCUGAAUGGACAUGCUUUGUUGAAUCAAUUCGGCCAGGUGGUAGAGAUUUGUCGACGAGACGAUAUUUGCAUUUCUGAUAGUCGUUUUGAUAAAUUUGUCGAAGCGUUGGUUAGUCGCAUUCCAGAGUUCAGUGAUGAUGAACUGAAAGAAUCUCUUCGCCUGUUACACGAACUUGGUCCGACAUCAACCGUUAAUACGAGAAACUUUCUAGACAUUUGGAAAGCUCUGGACAAAGCGUGCCUCGAUCGAGUGUCCAACUGGAAAACGGAUGAGCUGCUUCACAUGGCAGACCAGUGGUAUCCGUUGCGGCUGGCCAAGAUCGGAAAAUUCGUUAACAAGGCAGUUUGGAAGACUAGCUCCCGGUUGCGGAAUUUGAGUAAAGACCAACUUGUCCGUACAGUGUUUUACAUAAAUUUGGUUCGCACACCGGUGGAGAAUAUGAUUGAUAUUGAAAUCAAUUUAAAGCAGAACUUUUUUCUAUUCGAAAUCGAUGAUGUAGCGGUGCUUUGUAUGGGAUUUUUUAAAACCGAAACACCAAUUCGGAGCGUGGAACUGAUCGAACGGAUAUACCAGCUAACUAUUCAGCAUGCUCAUGAAGUGAGAGACAUUAGUUUGACGGCUAUUCUGAAACUUUUGCGGUAUUCGUCAAGGCUUUCGAAUGUCCACUCGAUGGAAAGACUGCUGUCUGCGAUGGUUCCGGAAAUACCACGGCUGUCUCUUUUCGGUUGUCUCCAUCUUGCAUUGCUUGGAACCGAUGUUCAUCUCUGCCAUCAGCCCAGUCUGGAGAUAAUUUUCAAACGUUACCUUGCAGAAAUUAAACAACUACGACUGAAGGAUAUGGAACGGAUUGCGUUCGUUAUUGCCCAUUAUAAUAUGACGAUUCCGGGACAAGAUGAUCUAAAGCUGCUUGCAGCGAUUUUAGAUGAACUACCGAAUCGAAUACAGGAGAUAAUAACCUAUCCAAAAUGUUAUCUGGGACUGUUGAAUUUUCUUUCGAUGAAAGAUAUCUACAGUGAGGAGUUACUGAAGGCAGCAUUUGAACCGCGAUUCCUGACAUUAACCUACGGUCGCAACAUCACCACGGCAGGCAGAGAAGUUAUAGCACUGGACGCAUAUCUGCGUAUCAAUUUGUGUGACAGUUAUCGGGGUCAUUACUUCCCGGAGAAACCGUUCAAAAUUAUCGCCAAACUAAAGCAAGACUACGUACCUAGUAAAGAGUAUCGGCUAACCAAAUCGGACCGAAUGUUACUGGAGAUACAGGAGACGUUCCGAAAACAACACGAAUUUUCUCACAUCAUCCAUCUGCUGCCGCACUAUCAACGUCCGGAUGUGGUAAUGCUGUGGGACAGUCAAAAGAAACAAUUUUUGAAUGUGGGCGCGAGGUGUCCACAGCAAUACUGUGGAGAAAUUUUGACCCGGAAAUUUCUGUUGGGAAGCGAAGCGGAUAAUGCCCACCUAAGGCUUAUUGCAGUCGUUCCGGGGUCAUGGAAUUGCUACGUUCGGGAUCACAACCGUAUCACGGGCGGGUUCGCCGUGAAGUUGAAGCAACUCAACUUGAUUGGGUUUGAAACGGUUGUGAUACCUUGGCAUGAAUGGCCGAUAAAUUCGUCACACGCACAGGAGGAGUAUCUUUUCGGAAAGAUCAAUUCGGUGAUACAACGAUGAAAAAAAAUACCGGUUAGACGUUCGUAAGUAAAUUAUAUUCUCUAGUUUUCGUAGUUAACUCUUGGAGCUUAUAAAUACAAUAAUUACAAAAAAGUGAAGUACUUGUAAGGCACAUGGAAGGGGCUACGUCUAAAGA
Molecule: messenger RNA, 2167 nt
Organism: Malaya genurostris
Lineage: Eukaryota; Metazoa; Arthropoda; Insecta; Diptera; Culicidae
Exons: 2
Coding region: 70-2031 (653 amino acids)
Source: RefSeq, a predicted model, not a curated record